ACAACACUCGUUAUACGAUCAUUUCGGAUUGCCAAAUGGACUCCGGGACUCAAGAUGAGAUCGAGGAUUUGUCAUCAUCUCCACCACCACCGAUGGGUUCAAUGCAGAUUACGGGCAACAACAACGGGUUUGUUCAUAAUAUCGAUUUUAUGGCUCAAACUUACCUUAGAAACAGAUCGAGUGCUCAGAUUGAUAUCCAAGAAGAUACCGUCUCCUCCAUUAAAGACCGCCCGCUUCCCAUUUUUCUCAAGUUUGAAGAUAUAGAGUUUAAGGUGAAAAUGAGCAAUGCAACACCCGGCAAUCCAGUGAAGUCGGUUAUGUCAAAGAUGGUUUCGCAGUCGAACAGUGAACAUGAUGAUUAUAAGCAGAUUUUGAAGGGUAUCACGGGAAGCAUUGGCCCGGGUGAAAUCCUUGCUUUGAUGGGUCCUUCCGGAAGCGGAAAAACGACUCUUUUGAAGGUGAUUGGGGGAAGGUUACGUGAAAACGUCAAGGGAACCGUCACAUAUAACGAGGUUCCAUAUAGUCCAGCUCUUAAAAGAAGGAUCGGAUUCGUGACCCAAGACGAUGUGCUAUACCCACAACUAACGGUCGAAGAAACUUUGAUUUUUGCUGCAUUUUUAAGACUUUCGAGUAGCAUGAGCCCAAAGCAAAAGUACGACAGAGUCGAGGUCAUUCUUAAAGAAUUAGGACUCGAAAGAUGUCGUAAAACACGAGUAGGAGGAGGAUUCAUAAGCGGGAUAUCCGGGGGUGAAAGAAAAAGAACGAGCAUUGGAUACGAGAUCCUCGUUGAUCCUUCAUUGUUGUUGCUUGAUGAACCAACUUCUGGACUUGAUUCGACAUCAGCUAAUAAACUCAUUCAGAUUUUGAGAGAAAAUGCCAAGGCGGGGAGGACGAUUAUCACAACGAUCCACCAACCAUCGAGUAAAAUGUUUCAUAUGUUUGACAAGAUCUUAUUGAUAUCCGAAGGCCACCCUAUGUACUACGGAAAGGCAAGAGAAUCAAUGAGCUAUUUCUCGUCUCUGAGGUUCAUCCCGGACAUAGCCAUGAAUCCUGCAGAGUUCUUGUUAGAUUUAGCAACCGGUCAAGUAAAUGACAUUAGUACCCCUGACGACAUCGUAACUCCUAAAGGCACUUGUGAAUAUGAAAGGGCAGUAAUUAGAUAUGUACAACUCAGGUAUAAGACCGAACUCGAGACCAAAGAGAAGGAAGCAAAUCAUAGAACGGGAAAAGCCCCGGAACAUCUCAGAUUAGCCAUUCAAGUGAAGAAAGAUUGGACAAUAAGUUGGUGGGAUCAGUUCUUGAUAUUAUUCAAGAGAACGUAUAGAGAACGAUGGAGAGAUUACUUCGAUACGCUACGAGUAGUUCAAUCUCUCGGAGUUGCAGUCUUGUUAGGCCUUCUAUGGUGGAAAUCUAGCUAUGCAACCGAGGCUCACCUUAGAGAUCAGAUUGGCUUGUUAUUCUAUGUGUGUAUUUUCUGGACAUCAUCAUCAAUAUUUGGAGCCGUAUACGUGUUCCCAUUUGAGAAGUUCUUUCUCGUGAAAGAAAGAAAAGCCGAUAUGUAUAGGCUGAGUGCGUACUACGUGUGCAGUACGUUGUGUGACAUGAUCGCACACGUGACUUACCCGACUGUUUUCAUGUUGAUUCUAUACUUCAUGGUCGGGUUCAAGAAAACUUUGCGAUGCUUCUCCAUGACAUUGUCCGCGAUCUUAUUGAUUGCCAUAACUAGCCAAGGGGCAGGAGAAAUGUUUGGAGCUGCAGUGAUGAGCAUUAGAAGGGCAGGCAUGGUUGCUUCUUUAAUACUAAUGUUGUUUCUUCUGACCGGAGGUUACUAUGUUCAGCAUAUACCGAAGUUUAUGCAAUGGUUGAAGUACAUUUCGUUCAUGUACCACGGGUUCAGGCUACUAUUAAAAGUGCAAUACUCGGGUGACGAGUUAUAUGAAUGCGAAAGCGCCGGAGGAUGCAGGCCGUUGCAGAGUUCGCCAUCAUUCGAUACCGUAAACUUAAAAGGAGGAUGGAAAGAAGUUUGGAUGCUACUAGGAAUGGGUCUAGUGUAUCGUUUGUUGGCCUACAUAUGUCUUCGUAGAAAGAUUAGCCAAUGCAAUAUUUGA
This is a messenger RNA of Cynara cardunculus var. scolymus (artichoke), 2108 nucleotides long. Its product is annotated as ABC transporter G family member 26. Bases 36 to 2108 code for a protein of 690 amino acids. Gene Ontology annotation, cellular component: membrane. The transcript has 9 exons. Lineage: Eukaryota; Viridiplantae; Streptophyta; Magnoliopsida; Asterales; Asteraceae. Gene Ontology annotation, molecular function: ATP binding; ABC-type transporter activity; ATP hydrolysis activity. The record is from RefSeq and is a predicted model, not a curated record.